AUGAAGGUGGAUUUUGGUGUUGUGGGCGUGCGCCUAGUCGUCGUCAGAGGCUCUACUCGUGAGGCUUACGAAGACUUCUACAAGCGCCUAGCCUUCCAGAUCAAGGAUAAAAAGGUCAAACCGGCCAACAUCGCCAACAAUGCCCUAAACGCCGGAUGA
Messenger RNA from Lasiosphaeria miniovina, 159 nucleotides. RefSeq lists its product as uncharacterized. The transcript is spliced from 2 exons. Bases 1 to 159 code for a protein of 52 amino acids. The record is from RefSeq and is a predicted model, not a curated record. NCBI's taxonomy places the organism in Eukaryota, Fungi, Ascomycota, Sordariomycetes, Sordariales, Lasiosphaeriaceae.